AUGGACUCGGCCUCGGUCAGCGGCGCCUCUGCCGCCAACAAUUCUUCGGACUUUGUCCGCAAGCUUUACAAAAUGCUCGAGGACCCUUCAUACUCGCAUGUUGUGCGAUGGGGAGAUGACGGCGACAGCUUUGUCGUCCUCGAGAACGAGAAAUUCACCAAGUCUAUUCUGCCGAAGCAUUUCAAGCACUCGAAUUUCGCAUCGUUCGUCCGACAGCUGAACAAGUAUGAUUUUCACAAAGUACGACAAAACAAUGAGGAGGGUGGGCAGUCGGCAUAUGGCCCCAACGCAUGGGAAUUCAAACAUCCCGAAUUCAAAGCCAACAGCAAGGACACUCUUGACAAUAUCAGACGGAAAGCUCCUGCGCCACGGAAGUCUACCACAGGCCUCAAUGGAUCGACCGAGGAGAUCCCACUUCAGCAGAUCGAUCUAAUGAACCAGCAGAUUGCAGCCCAAGCCCAACAAAUCGAGUCACUUGCGCACAAUAACCAGCAGUUGCAAAUGAACAAUCAGAUGAUCGUCCAGGAAGUACUUCGUCUCCAGAAGGCCGUUGUCAAUCAUGAUCGGGCUAUGCAGGAUGUCAUGAGCUUCUUACACACAGUCGACAAACAGAGAAGGGACAGCAAAAGCCUUUUCCCUCCGGCCCUGGCCGAGAGCGGUAACUCCAAUCUGACGCCCACCAGCCAGUCAAUUCCAAUUCCAGAGGAUGAGCCAGCAAGCCCGCUUCAACAUGCCGCGAAACUGCUAGGCGACGGAGAGAUUCAGUUCAAUGUAUCUGGUCUCGAGCAAUUGAACACUAACAUUGCCCUCGGCCCGAACGGCCAAGUCAGGGCUGGUCCUCCCUCAGCUUCUUCGACGGGCAGCAUGGGCUACUCCAAGAUCAAUCCCGCAGAGCUUGAGCAGAUGGUAUACCCCAUGGGCGCAAGUAAUGGAAUUGAUCCGAUGUAUGGCGACCAUGUCAACAACAUACCAUAUGCAGUACCGUCUAAGGAUGCUGCCAGCGAUCCACGCCAGAACUUUGCUGAAUCAAGGAAGAAGAGCAACUAUACAGAUCCUGGCUGGAUCAGACAGCCGCGAGUGCUACUGGUUGAGGAUGAUUCUACCUGCCGUCAAAUAGGUGGAAAGUUCUUGUAUUCAUUCCAGGCCGUAGUCGACACAGCACUUGAUGGUCUUGAGGCCGUCAGCAAAAUGCAAGAGGGCAUGAAGUACGACUUGAUUCUAAUGGACAUCAUCAUGCCCAACCUCGACGGUGUCUCGGCUUGUCAUAUCAUCCGUCAGUUCGACCGAACACCAAUCAUCGCGAUGACCUCGAACAUCAGGUCCGACGAUAUUCAAAUGUACUUCCAGCACGGCAUGGACGAUGUUCUGCCCAAGCCGUUCACGCGGAAGUCGCUUCUCGAAAUGCUGGAGAAGCACCUUAUGCAUCUGAAGAGGAUUCCGGAUGAGAUGGCUGCGCCCGGGGCUCCUAUGGCUCCCGUGCAAGCGGCGGGUCCACGUGGCGAUGUUUCGGCAGGCGCUUCGCCUGCUGCGUCAUCAGUUGGCACGUGGAAUUCGCCCGGAGGGUACUCUGGCGUCUCGCCUGUGAAUGCGCAAGUGCCAUAUCCUAUGGCACAGCAGCAGUAUCUGGACGCGAACGCUUCUGUGAACACUUCUGCUUACGGAAGCCAGCCACAUACGCCUGUUGGCGCGCGGCCGCCCGGACAGAAUCAAGGCCACCGUAGAGGACCAUCUGAGAUGAGUGGCGGUCCGCAGGAUCCCAACAGCGCAAAGAGACAGCGAAUGAAUUGGCAAAACCAGCAGGUGAAUCCACCGAUUAGGCAAUGA
Molecule: messenger RNA, 1824 nt
Organism: Cyphellophora attinorum
Lineage: Eukaryota; Fungi; Ascomycota; Eurotiomycetes; Chaetothyriales; Cyphellophoraceae
Product: Transcription factor prr1
Exons: 2
Coding region: 1-1824 (607 amino acids)
Biological process (GO): phosphorelay signal transduction system; regulation of DNA-templated transcription
Molecular function (GO): phosphorelay response regulator activity; DNA-binding transcription factor activity; sequence-specific DNA binding
Source: RefSeq, a predicted model, not a curated record